AUGGCUGUUAACAACACCCCCAUCUAUGCCUUUAUGCCGGGUGCAUGGCACACACCCGAUACCUUCGAUGGCAUCCGUGCUAUCUUGAUCACACGUGGAUAUGACUCCGAAGCUGUUGCGCUCCCUUCUGUCGGCGCGGCCGAACCCACCAAAUCCGGCCUCCACGCUGAUAUCGCCCAUACCAACGGUGUACUUCGGGCAUUGGCAGAGCACGGCCGUCAGAUUAUCGUAGUCACACACUCGUAUGGUGGCAUGGUGGGCGCAAGCGCCGUCGAGGGGCUCGGAUACGCUCAACGGUCCAAGGCCGGUCAGCCCGGUGGCGUGAUUAUGGUGGUUUGGCUGGCCGCUUUCGUGACGCCCAAGGGCAAGUCCGUUAUUGAUAUGUUGGGAAGGAAUUGGUUGCCAUGGAUGCUUCUCAGUGACCCCGAUGAUGGCUACUGCCGCUCCUCCCAGCAAGAAACCGUCUUCUACCACGACAUAACACCCGAAGCCCAAGCAAUCGCCAUCCCCAAGCUGAAGCCGCAGGCCAAGCCCUCCUUCCUGGAGCCGGCUACCUUUGAGCCCUGGCACGAGAUGCCAUCCAUGUACCUCUUCUGCGACAAGGAUGCUGCUCUGCCGCUGUUUAUCCAGGAGGGAUUUGCGCAGACAUUGGGUAACCCGGUAACCUUUCACGUUGAUGCAUCGCACUCAGGUUUCUUGAGUAAGCCUGAGGAGACGGCAGAUGGACUGGAGCUUGCGUUACAGGCGGGGCGGGAGCAGAAUGGGAUUUAUUAG
Penicillium canescens is the source of this 774-nucleotide messenger RNA. Its product is annotated as alpha/beta hydrolase. Lineage: Eukaryota; Fungi; Ascomycota; Eurotiomycetes; Eurotiales; Aspergillaceae. The coding region runs from base 1 to 774 and encodes 257 amino acids. The record is from RefSeq and is a predicted model, not a curated record. The transcript is spliced from 2 exons.